GCAGUGCGUGACGCCACUCGAACGUCUCGCAAUGGUGAGAGGCUGAGCGUGCGCGCUCUCAGUACACGGAGAGAGGAAGAGCACGCGCUCCCAGCCAGUCUAAAUCUAUCACCCCAUUCAACACAGCAGCGGACAGAUUCAGGAAAACAGGUCAUGUCCGGACAGAGAAAAGGAGCUUCAGCACGUCUUCGAAAAUGUGCCUUCUGUAGAACCAACCGAGACAAGGAGUGUGGACAGUUACUGGUAUCAGAAAACCACAGGGUGGCAGCUCAUCACAAAUGCUUGCUUUUUUCCUCAGCAUUGGUGACAUCACACUCAGAAAACGAAAACAUUGGAGGCUUUUCGAUUGAAGAUGUAAAGAAGGAGAUAAAGAGAGGAAAUAAACUGAUGUGCUCUUCCUGUCACCGGCCCGGGGCAACGAUUGGGUGUGAUGUGAAGACGUGUCGGCGAACGUAUCACUAUUACUGCGCUCUUUGGGACAAGGCUCAGACCAAGGAAAAUCCCUCUCAAGGAAUCUACCUUGUAUAUUGUCGGAAACACAGAGACGCCUCACAAGACGGUAGUGAUGAGGAACAGACAGUUGCAGCCAAUGACUCAGAUUCGUCUCCCCCAAGGAGCAGAGGCAGGGGGCGUUUUGAGAAAAGCAGAAUCAGAGGUGUAUCGCGUGGACAAUCGGAUGAUACGCGGUCCACCUCAUCACAAGGCAAUGAUGACACAGAGAGCUCCUCGCAUAGGGAUCGAUCUCCUCUUAGAGGCAGCCCUAGUGAUUCAGGCCUUCGCUGUGGUUUCUGUCAUGCUGGUGAUGAAGAGAAUGAACUGCGGGGUGUGCUUCACUCUGACAGUGCUAAGAAGGUUGCUGCUCAUUACAAAUGCAUGCUUUUCUCUUCGGGAACCGUCCAGCUAACCACCACCUCACGUGCCGAAUUUGGGAACUUUGACAUUAAAACGGUUAUCCAAGAAAUAAAGCGAGGAAAAAGAAUGAAAUGCACUCUGUGUGCCCAGCUUGGAGCAACCAUCGGAUGUGAGAUAAAAGCUUGUGUGAAGACCUAUCAUUAUCACUGUGGCCUACAAGACAAGGCCAAAUACAUUGAGAAUAUGGCCAGAGGCAUUUACAAACUGUACUGUAAGAAUCACAGCGGGAAUGAGGAAAGGGAUGAGGAAGAUGAGGAGCGGGAGAAUCGCAGCAGAGAGAGAGCUGCUAUUGACAACAGAGCAGAUCCUCCGCUGCAGGUCAACGGCAGCUAGAUGGUGCAUGAAGACAGAAGACACAAUAACAUGGGGACAAAAGACAUAUUUUUGUAUAACGCUUAAUUAGAAUCUAGGGGGCAGCUCAGUCACAACUCUUGACAAUUUCUGUUUUACUCUCUUUGACAGUAUUUCAUGGACAUUGUGAAUGAUUGUAAGUUGAAUAUCAGAUGACAUUGAUAUGUUACUGCAGUGUAAGUCAUAACAUAGCUGGAUAGGUUUUAUUUAAACAUAUGAUAUAAUAACACUUACAAACACAUGACUGAAUUGAUGGAACAGUUUCGUCUAUUUGUGCUUGCACCCCUAGUUUUCUCUUUGGCAGACUAUUCUCUCACAGGACCCACAAAGAAGAGACUCUUUUUGACCUUAAUAUAUUGUGUCUCCUCGAAGACAUGAACUUUACAAAGCCUUUCAAAAGUAAUUCUCUUUCAUGGAACUGUCUUUACCUCUUUUUUCCCUCUUGCAACAUGUAUUAUAUUUUAUUACUGUAUUAUACUCAUAAUAUUGGAUAUGUGGUUUUCUUUAUAGUACGAGUCAGAAUUAAAGAAUAUUGGCUAGCAUGCACUUUUCUUUA
Molecule: messenger RNA, 1819 nt
Organism: Paramisgurnus dabryanus
Lineage: Eukaryota; Metazoa; Chordata; Actinopteri; Cypriniformes; Cobitidae
Gene: phf6
Product: PHD finger protein 6
Cellular component (GO): nucleus
Molecular function (GO): histone deacetylase binding; histone binding
Source: RefSeq, a predicted model, not a curated record